UCCCAGCUGUCCUGCCAGCGGUUCCCCGGGAAACGGCUGCACAAAUUAUGCAAAAAAAACAUCCGGGAAACCCUCCACCGUCCCUUUUACCGUCCGAACGUGGAAUAACUACGGGAAUACAAGCGGAUAAAGGUAGAUAUCGUUAACAUAUCUGGAACAACAUGACGACUUCUUCACUUCCGGUCGUCGGUGACAGAGACUCGCGUCUAAAACUGACGGUGGAAAACAGAACAAGAAACAUUUUUGUAACACAGUUGGACGAAAAAAGGCAAACAAAAGAGGAAAAUGUCAACUACUUACCUGUUGUAACAGAGACUUCCAGUAAAAUCCUUGAGGCAGGGGUGCACACCUUGCAAAGGACUCUGAUCUUGAAGAAGCAGGCUGAGUUGGACGAAGUGGACAAACAACUAACACUGAAGCGGCUAGAGUUUAAGCACAGCAUUGAGGCCCUGGCCAAGAGAAGAUCUGAACUGGAAAUGAAACAACAAGAGACAAAAGAGAGGGUGAUGAAAUUUGAAAAGUUUGUGGUUGAAAAUGAAGAAAAGCGACUUGGAGCAAUGAAGAAGUAUGAGGCUGCACGAAAGCAGAGCAUUUUAAAGCAGAAAGAGAUCGACGAUCUGACCGAGCAGCUGAAAGAACUCAAAUCCAGGCAUCAUGUUUUAAAGGAGAAGAUUGCAAAAUAUAAAAUCUACGAGGACUAUUUGGUGAAAACACUUGAUUUUUUCCCUAAAACUUACCAUGACAAUGAGUCCGAUUCUUCGGUUAUGGCCAUCAUACAGCGACAUGAAACUCUGUCCAUCACCAACCAGCGACUUCUGCAGCGUUGGGAGCUUCUGGAAGAGGAGGUGGACCAGCGCCAGCAACAACUGCAUACCAUGAAAAUGGAGCACAGCAUCAGAAAAUUGAGGGCCAUUAAGGAGCUGUCUGAACUUCAGAGUGAGUUAGAAACCCUCAAAGAGAAGAACAAGCAGGCAGAGGCUCAUCUGCUGAUGGAGCAGGGCCUGUCCAGAGAAAAGGUUGAAGAAAUGGGAUCUGUACUUAUGGCAAUCAACAAUCUUGCAGAGCAGUGUUAUCUACCUACAUAUGGACCACUAGAAAACAUGAACUUACUGGCAAAGAUGGACAUGGUGAAGGAGUUCAUUUUGGACCUGGCUGACACAGAGAAGAGAGCACGGAGGUUAAUGGAGUCUGGAUCUGCAGUGACGAGCAGAACAGCUCUAACAGACAAGAGAGGGAGAGGGUCAAUGAAGAGCAUUAGCAGUAAAACGCAAAUCAAAAGUUCAAGUAAAGUCAGUAGAAAAAGUGAGGCAACAAGUUGAUGCAAACUUUAAUAACUCGCCGUGUGUCACUGCCAACAGUGAACAGUUGACCUUGACACAGUAAUUUGACAGGAAUGAUCUUUUAUGUAAGUCUUUAAGACUGAGAUGCAGCUGAAAAGUCUUGAAGAGGCUACUAAAUGAUUUUUGCAACAAAUUUGGCA
Molecule: messenger RNA, 1480 nt
Organism: Cheilinus undulatus (humphead wrasse)
Lineage: Eukaryota; Metazoa; Chordata; Actinopteri; Labriformes; Labridae
Gene: ccdc197
Product: coiled-coil domain-containing protein 42 homolog
Exons: 9
Coding region: 162-1319 (385 amino acids)
Source: RefSeq, a predicted model, not a curated record